AUGGCAACUAACUGGUUAUUUACAGAAUUAAAGCUGAGAAUCCCAGUGAUUCAAGCACCUAUGGCAGGUGUCAGCUCAAGUUCGAUGGUAGUUGCUGCUAGUAAAGCAGGAAUUUUGGGGUCUCUGGGAGGUGGAAUGAUGCAACCAGAAGUUUUAAGAAAAGAGAUUGAAGCUAUUCGCAAUCAGACAGACCGGCCAUUCAAUAUCAAUCUAUUUGUAAUAGACAACUAUGAACAAGGGUUUGACGUGCGUACCAAAGACAUCCAGUGGCUGAAAGAUUAUUAUAAGCAAGAAGGCGUUGAGUUCAAUCUUCCAAAAUCAUUUGCACCUAAAUUCCAAGAUCAAUUUGAGACCUUGCUCGAAUUGGCACCCCCUGUUGCAAGUUUUGCCUUUGGAAUUUUGUCUGCCGAACAAGUCGAUGCAUGCCAUGAGCGUGGCAUCAGAGUAAUUGGUACAGCUACUAGUGGUGAAGAAGCCGUUGCUUGGGAAAAAGUUGGUGCUGAUGCGAUUUGCGCUCAAGGAACCGAGGCUGGUGGUCACAGAGGUAACUUUAUUAAUCUCGAUGAUCCUGGCCUGGGUCUAUUCGCCUUAAUUCCAGAGAUUAAACGGCAAGUAAAAAUUCCCGUGAUUGCUGCUGGCGGAAUCAUGAGCGGCCAAGGUAUAGUGGCAUCCCGUUUGCUAGGUGCAGAUGUGGCCCAGCUAGGGACCUACUUUUUAGCCUCGACAGAAGCAGGAAUACCCUCUGGUUAUCUCAAAUCAUUGGCUGGUCAGAAGUCUGGCUCAAACACAUCGCUUACGAAAGGCUUCAGUGGGAGAUAUGCAAGAGGAAUUGUCAACAAAUUUAUGAAUACUAGUAAAGAGCACUCUAUUUACCCAUAUCCUAUCCAAAAUGCGCUAACUCAACCUUUACGGAAAGCUACACUGGCUAAAGGUGACGCUGAGAGUUACUCACUAUGGUCGGGCCAAGGUCUAUACCAGGUCAAAGAGGGCGAAUCUAUUUCAGACCUUGUCGAUAGCCUCGAAAGGGAGAUAUCACAGACUAAACUGCCAUAA
Molecule: messenger RNA, 1053 nt
Organism: Sugiyamaella lignohabitans
Lineage: Eukaryota; Fungi; Ascomycota; Dipodascomycetes; Dipodascales; Trichomonascaceae
Exons: 1
Coding region: 1-1053 (350 amino acids)
Molecular function (GO): nitronate monooxygenase activity
Source: RefSeq, a predicted model, not a curated record